ACUGGUGCACACAGUACAGAGAAAAAGAAUAGGCCUAUAUUUUCUAACUAUUUUAAUCGUGUUUUCUAAAAGAAUAUAAAAGAAUUUGUAUUGCCCAAUUUUAUUACGAAAACUUAAUCUAAUAACGUUUGACACUUCUACUUUUCCAAAUAUUUAUCUUCCAGUUUCACGCUUACCGUCAAUCAAGGAUUUAUUAUCCUUUAAGAUGAAUCCAGUGACAGCAAUAUCAGAACUUAAGUGUGAGGAAUAUAUAGCCGAAAUUGCGGGUACAUCUUUCAUAACGGUUCUGACUGGUUUAUCGGACGUGCGCAAGGUGAUUAAUACCUGCGGGAAUGCGAAUCGUUUGGUGGUUGGUGGUACCGAAGCACGAGUUGACGAGUUCCCUCACAUGGUUGCUCUAGGUAAACGCAAUUCCGACGAAUUUGAAUUGCGCUGCGGUGGCACGCUAAUUUCACAUAUCUGGGUGAUUUCUGCUGCGCAUUGCACUCAUGGAACAGACGGUGGUGUAACUGACGCAAGGAUAGGCUUUCAUAGCUUGACAGAUCAAAAAGGCAUCACGACUGUCAUUAAAGACAUAAAAACUCAUCCGGAUUACAAACCACCCGCGAUAUAUGCGGAUAUAGCUUUGUUACAGCUCAUGACCCCCGUUACUUUUAGCACAUCUAUACGACCCGCGUGUCUUUAUCAGCGUUAUGAUAUAAUGCCCACACAAGCUUGGGUAAGCGGCUGGGGUAAUAUUCAAUACGGUGGAGAAUUGAGCGACCGAUUACAAAAGGCUAAGCUGGAUAUAGUAGACAAUUUGUCGUGUACAGUGCGGCAUAACAAUUCUACAGAAAUUCCGUAUGGUAUUACACCAAGUAUGAUUUGUGCUGGUGGCACACUUAAGGACACUUGCCAAGGAGAUUCCGGUGGUCCUCUACAAAUACUCGAUUCUGAAAGCGAAUGCCUCUUUCAAAUAAUUGGUAUCACUAGUUUUGGUCAGGGUUGCGCGACGAUCGGCAUUCCUGGUGUUUAUACUAAAGUGUCGCAUUAUCUUUCAUGGAUUGAAAAUAUUGUCUGGCCACAAGAAGAACAACCGUAA
This is a messenger RNA of Cyphomyrmex costatus, 1081 nucleotides long. RefSeq names its product serine protease snake. NCBI's taxonomy places the organism in Eukaryota, Metazoa, Arthropoda, Insecta, Hymenoptera, Formicidae. The record is from RefSeq and is a predicted model, not a curated record. Gene Ontology annotation, biological process: proteolysis. Bases 206 to 1081 code for a protein of 291 amino acids. Gene Ontology annotation, molecular function: serine-type endopeptidase activity. The transcript is spliced from 4 exons.